Molecule: messenger RNA, 713 nt
Organism: Ogataea polymorpha
Lineage: Eukaryota; Fungi; Ascomycota; Pichiomycetes; Pichiales; Pichiaceae
Exons: 1
Coding region: 1-480 (159 amino acids)
Source: RefSeq, a predicted model, not a curated record
AUGUCCGCUUUCAACGAUUACUGCUUAGUUUGCGAGAAGAUAUGUACAAGCAACUCUGUCUACUGCUCUGAAGAGUGUAGAGUAGUGGAUCAGCAACAAACCGCCUCGCCUACUUUGUCUACCUGCCACUCCGUGCAAUCCGCUCAGACGUCAAAUUUCAAUUCGAUCCCAACAAUUAUCUCCCCAGUGUUGGCUCCACAGUACAACUACGUGCCUAUUUGCAAGAAUACAUCUAGCUUGUUGAAGUCGCCACCUUUCAAGGACUUGAGCUAUGAGUCACCUAUGCUUGCUAGUAUAUGUGGUCAGAACGACUUGGACUCCAACAGACUGGAUUUGAAUGCUACUAAGUCAACUGCUCCGCUGAACGUGAACGAGAUACCCAGAUCACAGAUGUAUAGGUCUGCCGCCCAAAACGUGAGCGAUCUACUCUCAAGCUCUCCUGCUUCGGAAAACUACAAAAAAUGGCUUUCUACUCAUUAAGCCGAUUCCGAAAACUUGCAUCUCUACAUCUGCAUUUCUCGAAUGACUUUUAAACUCAUGUCAUGAAAAUCAUCAGGAAAACUGGGUUUUUUUCCAUCAUUGAAACCGCGCUGUUGCCGAAUUUAGGCUGUUUAUAGCGUUAGGUUACGUUAAAAAGAGCAUUAGGUUCUUCAUUUUGCAUUAUACCACUCAAAGCAUAUAUAGUUAAGCAACUAAAUUUACGUCAUACUCCA